AGUUUAUUUAAGUGUUUCCAUCUCUCACCUGAUUUAGGAUUAAGGAAGGCUUCAAUAGACUUUAUUUGCGCAGUAGCAUUAUAUCUUCCAUUUAAAUUCGAGUGAAAAGAGUUGCCUUUUCUUAGAGGAAAGAAGUGAUGUCGACAAAAAAGAUUAUUAGCCUAACAGAUGCUUGAUCACUAACUAUCACUCAGGAGCUUUGUGUGAAGCGUACCCAUAUUUCUGUUGGACGACACUCAAUAAUAGUUGCGUGAAACUUUUGAACUCUUCACAAGAUGGCAAGUACGACGAUAGAGUGCGACGUUUGUAACGAGAACUUCGACUCGGGCAACCACAAGCCGCUUUGCCUGAGCUGCGGCCACACGUUUUGCUUCUCAUGCAUUUCAAAUUUAUCAAGACUCCCUGAAACCAAAAAUUGCCCAAAAUGUAGGAAACCAUUUUCCCAACGAAUUGAUGAAAUGAUGGUCAACUACGCAUUGAUUCCUUCAGAAAACACGGCUCGCCCACAUGCCCCGAGCUCGCUGUCAGAGGCACCGUGCCUCCAUCAAGGGAAGGCGCUGGAUUUCCUGUGUAUGGACUGCAUGGAACUCGUGUGCUUCACGUGCGCCAGGGGCACGCACGUCACGCACAAAAUUGAGUUUAUUGACGACCUGACGCAGGAGAAUCAAGCUGUUUUGAACUCAUGGACGAAAAUACGGUCAACAAUGCGCGACAACCUGGAGCGCGUGAAUAACUUAGUCACCGUAUCAGACGAUAUUUUGAGUUUGAUGGAUGAAAUCCUCGACCUGAGGACUGAAUUUCAGGGAUGGAAGGAUUCGCUGCUGGCCCAGAAACUGUCGACAGAGCAAGACCUCCAAGCUUGGGAUGCCCCGGCCAGCGGUGUGAUUGAGAACAAGCGACAUGAAUGCAAGGAAAUGCUUCGACGUCUGAAAUUGAAACCUCCAGAAAACAUGUAUACAGCAGAGAUCAGAGCGAGGCUGUCUGCAGCUUUGAAGAAAUAUGAUUCGUUACAGACAUAUGAGCUUGCAACGUAUGAGGACGGUGUGCCUUGGACAGUCACAAGCCGUGCUGAAGGAGAGCGAGCAGUCGCCAGCCUGGCCAACAACAUCAAGCCCAGUCGCCUCGUGGGCUAG
Molecule: messenger RNA, 1133 nt
Organism: Hyalella azteca
Lineage: Eukaryota; Metazoa; Arthropoda; Malacostraca; Amphipoda; Hyalellidae
Product: tripartite motif-containing protein 10-like
Exons: 3
Coding region: 276-1133 (285 amino acids)
Molecular function (GO): zinc ion binding
Source: RefSeq, a predicted model, not a curated record